AUGGAACAAUUUCAUGUUCUGGUCCGGAAACUCGAGUUGAAUCAAAAUGUAUGCUGUUCAGUCACGCAGACGUUUAGUAAUAUUCUUUUUUUUGUCGCAUGUUCGCGGGGAAUGACGUGGGAGUUGUUGGGAGAGUACGACACUGAACUUUACGCGGAUGUCGUUGCGUGGUGUCCGAGUGAUGCGGAUUCCGAAGUGCUGGUUUGCGGAACUUACCAAUUGUGCGAGAGCGUCGGCGAAGAUGUCGGUUUACGGAAAGGUGGACUGAUUUGCUUGAGACGGGAUGUGGAUGGGAAAGGAAUUCGUGCCACUGCAAGGGUGGAGGACGUUCCUGGAAUUCUGCACUUUACGUGGAAUCCGUCUACAUGUGAUCAGGUGUUGUGUACCGCGGAUGCCGAAGGAGACGUACUUCUUUAUCGGCUCAAUAGCAAAGAUGGCAGUGAUUCUUUUGAAAAGUUGACGAAGUCGUCAGCAAAAGUCGACGGUUUGGCACUCUAUGUGGAUGCGACACGAGACUGCAAACUGGUCGUUUCCACGAGCAAAGGAGCAGUAACUACUUACGACUCGCUUGGGGGAAGUCUCGAAGAAACUGCGUCUUUCGGUGCUCAUGAGUACGAAGCCUGGAUCGCUCAUUGGGACGUAAAUUCCGAAAGUAUUAUCUAUUCUGGUGGAGACGAUUGCGUUUUGCGUUGCUUCGACGUGAGAAGCAGUCCAAAAAGUGCGAGCGACGCAGUGGCAACGGUAAAACGAGCUCAAGGCGGAGUAACAGCAAUUGCCACUCAUCCUGACUAUGAGAACUUAGUUCUCUGUGGAAGCUACGAUGAGAAGAUGUAUAUUUUUGACAAACGUUCGUGGCGGCGAGAAGUAGACGCCUUGUCAUGCGAUGGCGGCGUUUGGAGAAUCCGUUGGCAUCCCGGAAGAAAAGAUCUCAUCGGUAUUGCUGCGAUGCACGGCGGAUUCUGCGUCGUUGAUGUUAAAUCCGCUGAGUGCAUGAAGUUGGUGGAUCGGUAUUCCACGCACAAAAGCUUGGCUUACGGGAUAGACUGGAGACCGAGCAGCAAAUCGGACCAUUUCGAAUUGGCCACGUGUUCGUUUUAUGAUCACUUGCUGCAUAAUGCUGAGAGUGAUUCCUCACAGUUUGCAGUGGGACCUGAACUCUUGGGUCUUGUUUCAACCUCUGGAGAGUGUGUCAUGGGGAGUCCAAGCCCUGGACAACAUCAGACGUCCGCGGCUUCCAUGAAGAAUUGGACGGAACAGGAUCUAGAGCAAGCUUUGGAUGCCCUGAGGCAGAAGACUAUGUCUUUGACGAGGGCCUCGGCACACUUCGGUAUACCUUCGACGACGCUUUGGCAACGGGCUCAUCGAGCUGGG
Notodromas monacha is the source of this 1371-nucleotide messenger RNA. NCBI's taxonomy places the organism in Eukaryota, Metazoa, Arthropoda, Ostracoda, Podocopida, Cyprididae. The record is from the annotation of a GenBank genome assembly.